Molecule: messenger RNA, 417 nt
Organism: Belonocnema kinseyi
Lineage: Eukaryota; Metazoa; Arthropoda; Insecta; Hymenoptera; Cynipidae
Exons: 1
Coding region: 1-417 (138 amino acids)
Source: RefSeq, a predicted model, not a curated record
AUGGAUUUCAAACGUAAUAGUGUGAUUGCUUUAUAUUUUGCUGGAAAAUCACAACCAGCGAUUGUUCGUGAGCUCAAUCACCUUAAAGUGAAUAAAGUUUUUGUUUAUCGCACCAUAGAUCGUUAUAAUAAUGCUGGUAGCAUUGCAAAACGUCAUGGAGGUGGUCAUCAAAAGACUGAAACGUCACGUGAGAUGGUUCAAAAAGUGAGGAAGCGACUUGAGCGAAAUCCCCGACGAAAAGCCAAUCAAAUGGCAAAAGAACUGAAAAUAUCCAACCAUAGCAUCCGCCGUAUUCUGAAAAAUGAUCUCAAGAUCAAGCCUUACAAGAUCCAAAAGGCGCAUGAUCUCACACCGAAGCAGCAACAAGUUAGACUUGAGAGAGCGAAGGAGUUCCUUCGCUUGCCUGAAAGCGGUUAA